Molecule: messenger RNA, 3527 nt
Organism: Manis pentadactyla (Chinese pangolin)
Lineage: Eukaryota; Metazoa; Chordata; Mammalia; Pholidota; Manidae
Gene: CUEDC1
Product: CUE domain containing 1
Exons: 12
Coding region: 444-1607 (387 amino acids)
Molecular function (GO): ubiquitin binding
Source: RefSeq, a predicted model, not a curated record
CGCUAGGAAGCUGCCCUCGCCUCGCAUUCUCCGCCUCCCGCGCCCCAGCCGCGCCGCCGCGCCGGGCCUGCCGCCGCCGCCGCGGGAUCGCGGCCCCUCCCCCCAGCCCGCCGGACCCACCGGCCCGCGGGGAGCGGACGCGCGUGGCGGCUGCUCGGUGGGACCGUGCUUGGAGCUGGCCCAGGAUGCCCUGGGGGUGUGGAUGACCAGCUGCCCAGGCCCGGAUGCCGCCACCCCACAAGGACCAUUUGCCGACGUCCGCCCGUGGGCCUGCGCCCUAGACUCCUGACCCGGGGACCCCUCCGGUCCUGUCCCCGCCUGGCCGCCCAGAGGCCGGGGGAGGCCAGAGUGAGCCUCCCCAGCCGCUGCGUGGGAGGCCACCGCAGGGCCCAAGGAAGGCGCUCGCGCCGGCGGGAAACAUUCUUCCCCAGCGGCUCGGCAAAAUGACCAGCCUGUUCCGCAGGAGCAGCAGCGGGGGCGGCGGGGGCGGCUCCGGCGGGGCGCGCGGGGCCGGGGGCAGCGCGGCGGCCGCCUCGCAGGAGCUCAACAACAGCCGGCCCGCCCGCCAGGUGCGCCGCCUCGAGUUCAACCAGGCCAUGGACGACUUCAAGACCAUGUUCCCCAACAUGGACCACGACAUCAUCGAGUGCGUGCUGCGCGCCAACAGCGGCGCGGUGGACGCCACCAUCGACCAGCUGCUGCAGAUGAACCUGGACGGGCGUGGCGGCAGCGUCUACGAGGAGAGCUCCGACUCCGAGGACAGCAUCCCCCCGGAGAUCUUGGGAAGGACUUUGGAACCUGACAGCUCAGAUGAAGAGCCCCCGCCUGUUUAUUCCCCGCCGGCCUACCACAUGCACGUGUUCGACAGGCCUUACCCUCUGGCUCCUCCCACUCCGCCGCCCCGCACUGAUAUGCUGGGCUCUGGGCCCCCUUUGAGCCAGAGGCGCUAUCGGAACUGGAACCCGCCACUGCUGGGUAACCUCCCCGACGACUUUCUCCGCAUCCUGCCCCAGCAGCUGGACAGCAUACAGGGAAGCCCCAGGGUGUCGAAGCCCACAAGCGGAGAGGGAGGCCUGCCUCCUGUGGCUGGGCCUGGGGCCCGGGACCCGGAGAGCCGCUGGAAGCAGUACUUGGAGGAUGAGAGGAUCGCACUCUUCCUGCAGAACGAGGAGUUCAUGAAGGAGCUGCAACGCAACCGUGACUUCCUCCUCGCCCUGGAGAGAGAUCGAUUGAAAUACGAGUCCCAGAAAUCCAAAUCCAGCAGCGUGGCUGCAGGAAAUGACUUUGGCUUUCCGCCUCCUGCCCCAGGAACCAGUGACACCAACCCUGCUGUGUCGGAAGAUGCCUUAUUCAGGGACAAGUUGAAACACAUGGGAAAAUCCACCCGGAGGAAGCUGUUUGAACUGGCCAGGGCCUUCUCGGAGAAGACCAGGAUGGGGAAGUCAAAGAGGAAGCACCUGCUGAAGCAUCAAGCGCUGGGGGCUGCAGCAUCAACAGCCAAUCUCCUGGACGACGUGGAGGGCCACCCGUGUGAUGAAGACUUCCGGGGAAGGCGACAGGAGGCACCGGAGGUGGAGGAAGCCCCGCGGGAAGACAGUAAGCAGUAAGCCCCUCCCCCCCACCAGGAAGCUGCCUGCCUGCCCUUCCCCGCUGUCCUGGUCCCAGGGGUCCAUCUACAAGGCUUUCUUGAGCUGACGGUGUGGCAGAUACCUGCAGUUCCUCUUUGCUGAAGACCUGAUGGAGACAGCCAGACAGCAAAACCGGCCCCCAGCUGAAGGGCCCAGCUGCAGCCGGACAGAUGGUGCUUGAGUACCCGGGCCCAGUGAUUCUCCGGCCACAGUCCAGCCCAACCACUGCCACUGUCACUGCCAUUUUCAUGGGACUUAGAACUUGGGAGUUGCGUGCUAUGCUUGGAGGAAGGACCUGGGGCUCCUAGGGUGGCAGCCAAUCACAGCCCCUUUUGUAACCAGGAUGUUCUGUUCUGUGGGCAAUGAGUGGAAAUGCAGGACCUCCCCACAUCACUCUCUCCUCCCCCAACUUCUUUUAAAAAAUCUCAGAAAACAGACAAAGCCUGGAGUGCCCCAAAGGGCAGAAUGACCCUGCCAGAAGCUCUUUGGCCUGAAGGUGGAGCCCCCCUCCCUCACUCCCCUCUGUCCUGCUGGGCCGCAGACACUGCCUAAUCCCCCACCACUAUCCCCGGCUCCCCUGGGCUUCCUGGGCCCUUUAUUCCCAUGCCUCCUGCAUCUCAGCCUUUCUCCAGGGCUGCCAACCCUCGGCACAACCUCCGUACAGAAUCCCUGGUGGGAGAGCCCUGGGCAAUCACCUGGGCCCCCUCUGAGGAGUGAUGGGCCACCAAAGAGAGGUAUCUGCUGUGCCCUGCCUGGGCCGCUCAGGGUGGCUCUGCUGGGGGCUGACGUAAGCCUCCCAGCAGGGGUCAGGAGAGCGGCCCCUCAGGAGCUGGAGGACUCUGACGAGGAAGGGGUAGUUCUUACUUUGACAGAAGACAUAAGCUAGUUCUGGAUGGGACCCUGCAGUCACACAACAGUGACGGCUUAUGGUUGGGUGGGGGUGGGGGGAUAACUCUGCCUAGAAGUCCUGAUGUCCUAAGGGUGGGGAGUGGUGGAUUCUGAAAUGACCUUUGAGAAGGCACAGGGCUGUGAACUGCCAGACUGCGUGGGAGCGCUGGGGUUAGGGAGGCUUGCUGGGUGCCCCUUGCCUAGAGCGACUGGUGAAUGACCCGAGGAGGGAAACCACGGUUCUAAGACCCUUACCGGCACCAACCACUACCAACAGGAGGGGGUCUGCCCCACUUUUUCUGGCCCCACUGUGUAAAUAGCAACGCAAGGACCUCUCCAGAGAACCAGGACGCCUAGGCAGGCACGAGGCUUCGGGGCCGGAAUGUGGAACCAGCCCAGCCUAGCCCACCGUGCGGGAUUGGGAGGUUGGGAGUGGGAGGCAACCCUUGGCGGGGCCCUGGUGGCCUCAAGUCACCCCGAGAUAAUGAGGGCGUGGCGGCCGCCCAGGGCCAGAGGCGGAGGUGGGAGCCACAAUUGCACCUCGCUCCUCCCGCCCCUGUGCGGUGCCAGAUGAGGGCCCCUGGGCUCAUUCGGGCAGCCGAGCUUCCCCUGCUCUGGGAGGCCGCCGCGGGAGGGGCCUGGGCGCGUCGCCGAGGCCGCGGAGCGUGACCAAGUUUGGAAGCACCCCGGGCCAGGGGCGCUAGCGCGGGGCCCGCCUUGCCCAGCGGGACCCGCCGCUCUCCCCAGCCAUGCCAGUGGCCCCCACGAGCCCCCCACCCCCCGGGCCGCCAGCCCGAGCUGCAGAAGGCUCCGACCCUGAGGGGCAGAGGAAGGGGGCUCCGGGCCGUGGUUCUGAUCCCUCCUCGCGCCAGUACCCGGCGCAUGGCGGGGAAGCCCCGGGCCCCACGUCUGUGUGUGUUGCUUGUUAGUCGUUUUUUCUUCUAUGUGGGUUUUUUCUUGGAGUUGUUUCAUAGGAACUCCUGUAAUAAAGACUUGGUGUUCUCUUGGUGC